GCUGACUCAGUAUUACUCACUAGACCGUAAUUUUGGCUAGCUCUUUGAAUACACUCAAGAUUUAUAUUUGGAAGAGCUGCCAUAAGUUAAUACUCUCUGUAAGCAGUUAAGGUCAAGUAAUGUCAGCGAUGAAGUGGCAAUACAAAGAAGAGAAACCGUUUGAAGUGAGAUCGGCUGAGUCAGCCAAGAUCAGAGAGAAGCACCCAGACAGAGUGCCCGUGAUAGUUGAGAAGGUAGCUGGAGCACGGAUUGCUGAUCUCGACCGCAAGAAGUACCUUGUCCCAGGAGACCUCACAGUGGCCCAGUUCAUGCACGUGCUGAGACAGAGGAUCCAGCUGGGGGCCACUGAGUCCAUCUACCUCAUGGUCAAUGGCGUCACUCCCACCACCAGCUCGAGCAUGUCUGUGAUCUACCAGGAGCACAAGGAUGAGGACGGGUUCGUGUACAUGGCCUACAGUGGAGAGAACAGUAUGGGCUGAACUCAAGAGACACUAUGAACUUGUUCCCCCUAACCCUGUGUGUGUGUGUGUGUCCACUAUUACAUGUACAAUGUGCACUGCUUAUACUGACAAGAGUUGUUAUAACAUAUUUAGUCUGUACAUUUGUCCAUGCAUUGUUUUAUGGCUUGUUUGAAAACAUGUUGUUAGUACGUUGAA
This is a messenger RNA of Halichondria panicea, 656 nucleotides long. Its product is annotated as gamma-aminobutyric acid receptor-associated protein-like 2. Gene Ontology annotation, cellular component: autophagosome; cytosol; autophagosome membrane. The record is from RefSeq and is a predicted model, not a curated record. Bases 120 to 479 code for a protein of 119 amino acids. Gene Ontology annotation, molecular function: ubiquitin protein ligase binding. Gene Ontology annotation, biological process: autophagy of mitochondrion; macroautophagy; autophagosome assembly. The transcript has 5 exons. NCBI's taxonomy places the organism in Eukaryota, Metazoa, Porifera, Demospongiae, Suberitida, Halichondriidae.